CCGACGUCGGCCGAACAGGCAGCGGCCCGAGAGACCACACGGCGGCCCCUGCGUCCGUGUGUGUGUGUGUGCUCGCGCGCGCGCGCGUAUAUAUCAGAGAACGUACGUCGGUGUAUAGUGUACGCGAGAGAGUCGGUGCGCCUCUCGGCCGUGGGCACAAAUCGCGAGUAAAAUGGAAGCGGAAUUUCGCUGCGAGGUUGAGGUACGUCGUUGAAAACAGGCGAACAUGGGAAGGUCCAAGUUUCCCGGGAAGCCGCCGAAGACGGCCACCAGGAAACGGAUCAAGGUGCUGGGCCAGCCUGAGGCAGCGCAGAACGAUCCGGUAACUGUCGCCGAGAACAUCUACUACGGACUUUCCCUGUUCAACGAAACAUUCGGCGACAACGAGAAGGAACAUCCACCAUUCCACGGAUUUAGCACUAAAGAGGCUAAUCUUUCUGCAUCCUAUAUAAAAACACAGCAACACGAUGCAGAGGAGACCAGCGAUAAGUUGCCGUCUGUCACAGUCAAAAAUCUUGCACCACAGUCCAGCGCGAAGAAGGACGUUGCUGAUGUUAAAAAUUCCCCUGCAGACAUCAGAAACGGCGCAGAGAAGCUUAGCGAAGCCGCAAAUCCAAAACCAGUCGGUGACAUCACAGAACCAGUUACAAACCCGGAUGCUAAACACACUCCAAAGAUUCACAGAGCUAAAAGUCGCAAGAAUUGUAAGAACAUAAAGUUUUCGAAUUACUUGAAGAACCCGGUGCUAAAAUCAGUGAACAACAUCUUGGACCAGCAUCAGAGAACCAGACAGUUGCGUAACAGUACUGCAAAAAGAUUGCUUCAGAGGGCAAAAUCCAGCGGGAGUAACGGGCGUAGUUUGGUGGUGCAAUCUGGAGAGAAGCCUAGCUCAGUGAGGAAAUUCGUUUUACCAGUUCGCAGCGUGCACUCGUCGAGGGUUAUAAAGCCGAACAAGAGGUUCAUCGAGGAAUUGGAGGAAAUCUCUGUUACGGAGCACAGCGAGAAUGAAAUUGGCGUGCACGUUAAAAAGACUAAGUUAAAUUCGGAUAAGCUCAGCAGCUUGGAAUCAAAAUUGAAAGGGGACGCGGUUAGCAAGUUGUGUACAAAAUUUAAGGACAAAGACGCGAGGGGCAAGCCGAAAAGGGUGAUUCAAGGCGUAAACUCCAAUGCCGAGAUUAUAACUCAAUCAAUAAAGAAUACGGAGAGAUCAGCGAAUUCUGUACAAAACGCACAAAUAUCAAAAUCCACUCAUAGAGAAGUAAAGAAAUCCCAUAAUAUAUCGUGUAAGAAUAAAGUAUCAAACGGCACAUCCGACAGCUCUAAUAAUAAUCAAGAAUGCUCACAGAACUCGAGCAGGACGGCACAAACUGUGAAAUCAACAAUUCCCAGAAAUCAGAAGCAGAUUUCUAUUCCUACAAAAGUUCUUCCCGAUUCCAAUGUUCCACACUUCGAGUCUUCCAGAGUUCAGACGAGAUCGGGAACUCAAAAUGAGAUAGCGAGCGAUUUAAGUAAUCAGGCGAACCUUGAGAGUGGUGCGGGAUUAACGGAAGAUGGCUGUGCAGAAACUAAGGAUCAGCCUGAAAAUGGUAACAAGACUGUGGUUAGUACGUUGAACAGUUUUGAGGCGGAGAACAAUUUAUCUGAAAGCGAAAGCGAGCACAGCAAUCACUCGGAAGGCGAGCAAUCCGAAUUGAGCAGAAUGAAACUCAAUAGCGGCAAAGUUAUAUUGAGAAAAGCACGAUUAAAGUUGGAUAACAAGUGUUUAGCUGGAACUGAAGGACCAUUUUCAACGACGAGCACCAGUAACACUAUGGGAGGAAACACUAAUUUAGGAUUAACAGGAACUAUAAAAUGCGGUGUUUGCGGCGCAGUACGGUUUUAUCGAUUCGUGAAACAGGCGCGCAAGUUUGGCAUCCACAGUUGCGAAUCUUGCCGAAAGUUUAUAAGCAAAAUGAUCAAACAUCAGGCCUGCGCUAAAUCCUCGAGCAAUGUUCUUCCCAUUCUCAAGUGUCAUAAAGGCGACGGCCUGUGUUUAGUCCCGCCCGUAGUGAGGAGUCAACAAUGGAAUCUCAUGAGAUGCGUGUAUAAAGCCAGAUGCCCGGCGUGCUGGUUAAAAAUGUGUUUGAAAUGCUAUGACAUUCCGCCUGUCUUGAGGACAGGCUUGAACGCAUUGUUACCACCGUUAAUGAGAGAUCCUUUGAGCAUUUCUCUGCCGCUCAGUCAAGACGAGGAUGGUCAGGGGCAAAAUUUGGGCCCGUCUAAACUCAGUUGGCCCGCGGAAGACAGCUUGGAAAGAAAUUUAUUCAAGUCCGCCAUGAGUUGGCGAAAUUUCGAAAUGGGACAGAAAACGAGUUAUCAGGGCACCGGAGCGCACUUUUUCUACACAAAAUUAGAUAAAUUUGAUUCCUCGAUGAGUAUAUCGCCUAACAAAAAACGGAGGAAAAAUAACAGGAUUAAAGUAAGAAAGAAAAUUAAAAGUCCAGCGCUUGCCUCUUCGACCGGUGGCCAACAUUCGCAACCUCUUAGACAGAGACUCGAGUUGAAAGGACCGAGGGUUAAGCACGUUUGCCGAAGCGCCAGUGUCGCGCUUGGGCAACCCAUCGCAACUUUUCCCACUGCAGACGCGAAAGAAGACAACGAACACGGCAAAAACAUUCCAAAGAAGGAAACCGAAAGGACAGAGAAGAGGGACGACGUUACGAAAGACAAGGAAGUGCAGAAGCAUAAUGAAGAGAAUUUAAGUCUUGGCGUUAAUAUGACACAACAGUCUCACUCGAGAAGAGGAAAACCACAGCAGAGUGUAUCGACGUCGCAUUUUUCAGUGGUUUCUAAGGCAACUAUGGAGACUGUAUACACAGUUUCUAUAGAUUUCUGGGAGCAAUACGAUCCUUCCGAGGUCGGAGCAAAGGGUUUUGCUCUUAUCGGUUCUGAGCUGUUUCACAUACCUGCUAUUUGCUAUCUGUGCGGAAGCGCCGGUAAAGAGCCACUGAUCCACUGUCAAUGCUGUUGCGAGCCAUACCAUGCCUUCUGUUUGGAACCCAGUGAAUGGAACGCUUGUGCACAGCCAAACUGGUGUUGUCCCCGGUGUACGAUAUGUCAAUCCUGCCAUCUCAGAUCCGGCCCGAAAUUAUCCUGCAUUCGUUGUCGUCAAUCGUUUCACCAUUCAUGUCUGUCAAAGUCCGGUGUUAGCUCUAGAUUGUACAGUCCCGAUCGACCUUACGUUUGCCAGAGUUGUAUUAAGUGUAAAAGCUGCGGUAGCGAGGGUGUCAACGUUCACGUUGGUAAUUUACCUCUUUGCUCUAUGUGCUUUAAGUUAAGGCAGCAAGGAAACUAUUGUCCAUUGUGUCAGAGAUGUUACAACGAAAACGAUUUCGACACAAAGAUGAUGGAGUGUAGCGAGUGUUCCUGCUGGGUACAUGCCCGUUGCGAAGGCCUUUCCGAUGAGCGUUACCAGAUACUUAGUUACCUGCCCGAUUCGAUCGAAUUCACAUGCAGCCAAUGCUCUUCCAACUCGAAUUCCUCCAUCUGGAGGAAUGCCAUAGAGGCGGAGCUGAAGGCGGGUUUCAUCGGCGUGAUAAAAUCUCUGAGUAAAAACCGCAAGGUUUGCACGGCUCUCAAGUGGAGUCCCAGAAAGGAAUGCCUCUGCAGACCACUUUCAAGCGUGAGGAGACUCGAGUUUCCCGAGGACAAGAGCGAGACGAGCUGUGCGAAGGAAAACGAGGAAUUGGAAGAGUGCAAUGGUGACAAGUCCGCGGAUACCGACUCGAGUUCGGGCGCCAAUUACAGAGACGGUAUAAACAAGCCCGAUUCGGAGGAACAUUCGACGGACGGUCCUGGUAGAAAAGGUCUGCGACGGCUACGACAGAAAUUCCAUCUAAGAGAAUGCUCGGUUAGGGUGAAGAACUGUAUUCCGAAGGACUCUCCAGACAGCGAGAGAAAAGACUGGGCGAAUCAGGAUUCGUUAGUUUCUUCGAACGACGUCACGGAAUGUCAUUGCUCGGAGCAACAAAUCAUCGCGAGGCCCUCCCCCACUUUAAUGUCUGUGAAACGUAAGGUGAAUGGUAACGAGUAUAAAUCACUGUCGCAAUUUUAUUGUGAUAUGGAGCAUGUAAUCAACCGGGUCGGUUUGAAAGAUCUGUUAGAAACGUAUCACGAUAUUUUGCAAGAGGUCUUUCCGUGGUUUACUCCGAAGAAUUUUAAGAGCAGCGACGAAAACGACGAUACAUUAACACCUACUAAAGACAUUGGCAAAGACACCGUUCUAACGACAAAGUUUGACGAUCCUAUCUUGGAGGCGUGGAAAGAGGAGGUGAUGAAAGCGCCGAAGGCGAUCGCAGCGAAAACGGCGAAUCUCUACAAUAUCCACGUCGAGGACAGCAGGUCGUGUUGUUUGUGCAAAGGCUUGGGCGACGGACACGAGACAAAGGAGGGCAGGCUGCUGUAUUGCGGGCAGAACGAAUGGGUGCACGCAAAUUGCGCGCUAUGGUCAAAUGAGGUGUUCGAGGAGAUCGACGGCUCACUGCAGAAUGUCCAUAGUGCCAUUUCGAGGGGUCGUUUGAUCCGCUGCUCCGAGUGCGGUAAGAAGGGCGCGAGUAUUGGAUGCUGCGCAAAGAACUGCAGCAACACCUUUCAUUUUCCGUGCGCGAGGAACGUCGGGCUCGCCUUCAAUGACGAUAAGACGGUAUUUUGCGUCUUACAUUCGAACACUCAGACUUACAAAUCCCUGCAGAACGAGAACGAGUUCAGUUUGAAGCGGCCGGUGUACGUGGAGUUGGAUCGUAAGAAAAAGAAGUUCGCCGAACCCAACAAGGUCAAGCUGAUGAUAGGUUCUUUGAUGGUUGACUGUCUGGGUACCAUCAUUCCAGAAUUUUCUGACACAGCUGAAAAGAUAAUACCAUGCGAUUACAAAUGCUCUAGACUUUACUGGUCCACAGUGAACCCUUACAAGAUAGUUAGAUAUUACAUUAGGACUUACGUGCAAGUGCAUAUGCCGGACGUCUCGUCCGACAUGGAGAAUAAUAUCACCAUCGAUCACAGUAAAGAGCAGGAGAAGGAAGAAGUGUCGAUAGACGCGCAGAGAGUCGAUUAUUUUGCUGUUAAACAGACCCUAGAUACGCUCAUUGAUAUCGUGUGCAAUAAAGAGGUCGAUGAGAAUUUAGCGGAGCAAAACAACACGGAUCUUUUACCGCCGGAACUGAAGGAGGCGAUAUUUGAGGAUUUGCCGCACGAUCUGUUAGAUGGAAUCUCCAUGCAGGACAUUUUUCCGAAGAUGUCGUACGAAGAUUUUUUAGCCAUGGAUCUGAAGAACGACAGUUCUUUCAGUACAGAUUUGUUUAAGGAUGACAUGCUGUCGUCGGAAGUCGAAGAGACGAUAAAGCCGUCGGAGAGCAAAAUUUCGAAAAUGGAUUCGUCUUUACUGGAACUGGGAACGCACAACGAUCUCUGGGUGCGAUUGGAGGCGAAGACCGCGAUGCAGGACCUCAUGGACGAUCUGUUUAACUCGAAAAGCCAGAAACGCGCUGGUAGAGAGUUGAAACGCUCCAAAUCCGAGGUGAUGUCGAACAAUCCGCUGAUCGUCGGCGGUCAGAGGCAUCAUCAGCGCUCUUGCAGCCUCACCUGGAGCUGCAAGCUAGACAACACCUAUGGUUCUAACAUAAAGAGACGAAAAUUGCCUCGAAAUCCAUCCAGCACCAAGUCUAACGAGACUGGUCUCAUCGUCUCUCUCGAUGCGCAAAAUGAACGCACGUCUAUGUUCCACGAAUUGAGAAUCCCGGAGAGUAUCAUGGUUACCGUCGGAAGAGGGAACACGCCUAAUAUACUAUCCGACUCGGUGCGCGAGUUGAAGUACUGCAUCGAGGAUUCCGCUGGACUGAAUCGUCGUGUGUUGCCAGCCAGGGAUGACGCGAAAGAACACAAGAGGCUGUUCUGGCAUCCGAGACAGCAGCAGCCGCGAAUAGUGCAGGUCGACGGGUCGGCUGACGCUAAUAGCGCCAGCGAGUGCAGUUCACCGGAGUACAACACGGAGGAGAAAAACGCGAACCAGCAAACGUCCGAAUCGUUAUCGAUCCCGCAAUUGGAUGGUAUUAACGACGAGCACUCGUCUGACGCGGGCGAGCCGAACACGGAGAAGGAGCUUAGCUUGUACGCGCGAUCUUCAAAUCUUUUGCAUUCGAAACGUAUCUUUAUUAGGUCGCACGUAUCAAGCGGCGCGUGUGACAAGUCGCAAAAGACGAAGAGUAGAGGAGGCAAUUUUAUAACCGUACCAACCGCCAGGUGUACCUUGCACAAGGCGGAAAUUUUGUUCAAGGAGAAGAAUCUCAAGGUGAAUCUGCAGAUCCCACAAGUGGACGGCGCAGGCGAUAUCUCGAGCGACGACGAGUGCGUCUCGUCGCAACACAUAAUGGCGCAUGAGAGGCUGACUCACACGUCGUACGAGUCGUCACCGUUCGAGCACAUCGACGUUACCUGCAAGAGGUGCGGUCGCACGUACCGUAACGAGGAAAGUUACAAUCGUCACCUGGACAAUUGCGACGCUAUGAUUACCAGCGAUAGCGACUCGGAGACCAUGGAUAACAAGCUGGCGUCGCCAGAGUCGGGAUUUUCGGCGAAUAUGGGCUCUCCGCAGUUCAUCACGCUCUCGCCGUCCGAAGGCCACACCCUGACGACCGAUUACACGGAUAUCCAGGCGACAUCGCCCAUCGAGGCGUCCGUGGCGUCACCCCAUCCGAGUAUCCAGAUCGAACCUAUCGCCCAGGCGAUCAUCACACCGCAGAUCCAUGCGACGCACGCCACCGUCGAGACCGUGCACCAGACAGUAUUAACGUCCAACGAUGUGAUCGUACAGACUCAGUACACUCGCAGGACCACCACCCUGCCGAACCCAGCAGUAUUACCUCCUCAGGAAAGCACGGUGCAGAUAACGGAGAUCACAGACCCGCCGUCCGUCUCCAACGAUUCCAACGUUACGGCGCAGGGCAUGGUGAACACGCCCAUGAACUCACCGGACAGCACGAGCUCGCAGACCGUCCCAAGCCCGGAGAUGUCGCCCAAUUUCUCGUCCACGGGCAUGCAGACCGCGCACGAAUCCGCGCAGAUGAACGCACAGGUCGCCCGAGUCUCUUCCAAGUCGAAGAAUUCACGGGUGGCCAAACCUAAGACCAAGAGCGUCAAAUUGCAGCAACAGCAGCAGCAGCAGCAGCAGCAGCAGCAGCAGCAUCUUCUAAAGAACAUGAUGCACGCGCCGCACAACGUCGCGCACAAUGCCAGAUUCCAACCGGCGGCGAUGACGAACAGCCCGCCGGUGAUUCUGCAUCAGGCCGCCCAGAGACCGCCCACGGUGAUCCUUCAGCAAGUGGCACCGCCAGGCAUCAUGUCCGCUUACGUGGAGGCGCUGCAGCAGCAAUCCGGCCAAAACUUACAGUAUAUCACGACGAUAGGCGGUGGACAACACGAGACAGGCUUCAAGCCGCAGCUGAUCGCCGCGAAUCCCUUGGUACCGGGCACUUAUAUACAAGCACCGUCCACCGACAAUCUACUAGCGCUGCAGAACGGUGGUAUAUCGAUAUUGCCGAGCGUGCAAAUCGCGCAAACGCAGCCUACAGUAUUGGGCACUAUCAUACAACAGCAACCCAGUGCGAUCCAAUGUGGCGUUAUAUCGUCGGAGCAACUUCUGCUGAGCUCCACUCCUACCUUGGAGAUGUUCACUGAUCCAACUGGUGGUAUGUUCGUGUCGAAUCAACCGAUGUACUACGGGUUGGAGACAAUUGUCAGCAACACCGUCAUGUCGUCCAGUCAGUUCAUGGCGGGCACCGUACCACAGGUGUUGGCCAGCAGCUACCAGACGACAACCCAGGUGUUUCAGGCGUCCAAACUGAUGGAGCCCAUCGUGGAUGUACAGGCUGUGCCGGGCGUACCCACCGUGACGACGAUGCAGAAUGUAUCGAGCAUGCCGAGCAUGUCUGGUGUACCCAACAUAGCUGGCGUGCCCAACAUAGCGAGCGUGCAAGGCGUGAGUGGUAUGCCCAACGUGUCCGGAGUGCCUUACGUGGUGGUGAACCAGUCGGCGCCGCCGCUGCCACCGGUGCCAACGGCAGCUCCGGCACCAGUGCCAACACCAGCACCAGUACCAGUACCAGCACCAGCGUUGUUAUCGGCAUCGGUACCAGCACCAGUAUCAAUGUCGCCGCCAACGCUAUCAGUGGAACCAAUCACGACGCCGUCGCAGAUCAACAUUUCCGCCACGUCCCACGAGCGAAUUUACGGUGGCGUCGCGUGCAGCGCCGUGUCACCGAUACCGUGUCAAAAUACGAGCAUCGAGCAUCCAAUGGCGUCGAUUCAGGUGGCGGAUGUAUGCUCGUCAAACGCGACGCCGAGGCUAUCACCGCCGGUACCACCGCCACCGUCAGCACCACCAGCGCCGCCGCCGCCGCCACCGCACGCGAUGCCGAUGAUUCCCCGUGUCGCUGUGAGACCUAGUCCGGUCAUGCACUCAGUACAGGCGAAUCACGGAGCCGCCUGGAAGAUCACCGAGCCGUUGUUCGGUGCGGAGCAACCGAUGAGCAACAGCGUGCGGCCGUACUUUGACUCGAAACACGUGUCGGAGAACACCAGCAUGAUCAACUCCAGCAUAUCAUCGUCCAAGAUACCGCCUCUAUCGAAUCAUUAUGUCACGCAGAGGAAUCUAAUUGUAAAUAAGUCGAAUCACGAUGUAAAUAGCAUGCUCAAGAGCUACAGCAGCGGUGUCGCGUUGAGUCCGAACUCUGCGAGCGCAAACGUCAAUAGCAACAGCCCGGUUGUCUCCAAUUCUAAUCCUGUGCAAAAUAAAAUUACAAUGCCGAUGAGCAACAUGCCGCCUAGUAGACCAAUGAACAGGGUACUACCGAUGCAAGCAGUGACACUGAAGCAGGAUCCGGCGAAGAAAGAUGACCUGGCGAUCGAGGAACCGACGAAGCCGGUGAUCAAACCAGCCGAGCCGGAAAUUGUGGAACCGAAGAAGGAAAUCGCCGAGCAGAUCAUGCAGUUAAAACCAGAGACCGCGCUCGACAACAUCAGCGACAGUAUCAAGCUGAAUACGGAGACUAUAGAGAAGGUGAAGGAGAAUCUCAAACUGGAGCUCGACAAGGAGAAGCUGCAAAACACGUCGUUGAAGAUAGUGCUGCAGAAACAAUUGCAGGACGGCUCUUACAAAAUCACGCGCAACAUGAAGGCGGUCACCCAAAGUAAAAAGGCACCGCAGGUGACGUCCGUGGAGAUAUUGCCGUCGAAUCAGGUGCCUCAGAUCGCGUCGCUGCAACUGCUGCCGAUCAAAACGUUCACGCUCAAGGCGAACAAGCUCGAGGACAAGGUGCAGCCUGUGGAGAACGCGAAGGUGAACAUACUCAAGGCGAAGGCGCCGCCCGUAGCUGUCAAGAAACCCAGAAUAGUGACCAAGUCGAUCAGACCGCUGCGAAACAGUCCGCCGCAGAUUCCGCCGCAAGUGCAGAAGAACUGCUCGAAGGGACCGAUCCUGAUGUACGAGAUCAAGUCGCAGGACGGUUUCACCCAUACCGCUUCGUCCAUGACUGAAGUCUGGGCAACGGUGUACGAGGCGGUGCAGAAUGCACGCAAGGCUCACAACCUGCCCCCUCUGCCUCACAACCCCCUGUCCGAGGGUCUUGGCUUGGAGAACAACGCGGCGAUUUACCUGAUCGAGCAACUGCCGGGCGUCAACAGGUGCAGCAAGUACAAGCCGAAAUUUCACAAUCUGGCGCCGCCGAAACCCGACGAGCUGGAGAACGAGUUACCGGCGGCGUGCGCCAACGGGGCCGCACGGGCCGAGCCCUUCAAGGGCAGGAAAGUGCACGACAUGUUUAGCUGGUUGGCGUCGCAGCACAGGCCGCAUCCUAACAUAAUUACAAUAUCGGAAACGGAAUCUAGGCGAGUCGCGAGUACCAAUUUACCCAUGGCAAUGCGCUUUAGAAUACUUAAGGAAACAUCAAAAACAUCUGUCGGUGUGUAUUAUUCCCACAUACAUGGUAGAGGACUGUUUUGUUUGAGAGACAUCGAGCCUGGUGAGAUGGUCAUUGAAUACGCCGGUGAAGUUAUUCGAUCUUCCUUGACCGACAAGAGAGAAAAGUACUACGACAGCAAGAACAUAGGCUGCUACAUGUUUAAAAUCGACGAUCAUCUAGUUGUUGACGCUACUAUGAAAGGGAAUGCAGCUAGAUUUAUCAAUCAUUCGUGCGAGCCAAACUGCUACUCGCGAGUGGUAGACAUUCUAGGUAAGAAACACAUACUGAUUUUUGCUCUUCGUCGCAUCAUUCAAGGGGAGGAGUUGACGUACGACUACAAAUUCCCAUUCGAGGAUAUCAAGAUCCCGUGUACUUGCGGUUCCCGCAAAUGUCGUAAAUACCUCAACUGAGACUGCGUAUAUACAGCUUAUCCUAAGCAGCCGACCGAUGACAAAGAAAUAAGAUAUGUGCUAUAAUUGCGCGCGCGCUUUCGAAUAGGAUUCGUUUUAUUGAAUGUUAUUCAUUUUACUCAUCAUCAAACUAUUUUCAGAGAUUGCAGCUUUUUAUUACUAUAAAAGAACAUAGAUUAUACAUUUUAAAUAUUAGAAGGCCAGACGUAAUUCGCGAAGCACGGCGAUUACGACGAUGUUACUUUAGACAGCUACGUUCCUGUAGUUGAUUUAACGGGGGGGUAUAUAUACACGUAUACCUAUAGCAAUAAAAUCAUUCGAGUAUGUCCCGCUUUCGUAUCCGACAAAGUCGUGCGCUUUACUAACGCGCUUCAGACUUUUGAAAGUGUUACUUUAUUCACGCCUGUGCUUUCUCGCACGACUUUUAGACUCUACCUAUUAUCUACUAUUGAGGCUUAAGUGUACAAGUUAUCUUACACUUUACACUAAAUGCGAGUGCUCUUUAGUUCGCAUAAUUCCCGUGCAUCCUUCACGAUAUGGACCUCUCGAUGCUUUAAUCGUUUGAAAACCAGAAAACCAACUUCUUCUUUUUAAAUGGACGUAUCGGUGAAAAUGGUAAAUGGUUCCGCUGGAUGAUGAAAGAGCAGCGGGUUUUUGACGAUGAUCGCGACUUUCAGAAAGCUAUUUAUGUCUCUUUAAAGUUUUGUAAAAUAAAAAUGACAAACAAUAAUUGUGUACAAAUGGCUACGAAACGCGUGAACGUAAAAAACGCGAUAAUUAUAUAUUUAAAUGAUUUGUGUAAAUUUUAAAUUUAGUGUACAGUGUAUGACUAACUUCGUGACAUUUCAUGUCUGCUGUAGGGCCAGAUUUCAAAUGUUUUUGUAAAAUAUGUAAUUGUUAGACUAGAUAUAUCGUCUUUGAUGUAAGUAAACAGCAACAGUUUUAACUUAAGUUAGGAAUGUAGGCAUUAAGGAGAGAGAUAGAGAAUGGCAAGCGAGAACAGUCUCCUGUAGCGGGAUAUUGUUCGAAGGUGUACCUACUUUGGCAGACAUUGAUACGACUUUGUGUUUGAUUAUUUACGUGGCAUCAUUGUCGAGAGGAUUUGUCUUUCUCAGAUCAAGCUAUUUAUUCGUAUGUAAAAAUUAAGCGAGUUCGAUUUAUUUGCCUUUUUAUUUUUUUUUGUGUAUUUUAUAGACGUCGCAUCUGUAUUUGUGCUUCCACCUUGCCAACAUCAUCGAAUUUAUUAUCCGAAAUCUAUUUUAUCUGAAUGAUACGACAUUUUAUUCGACGACCACUUAAUAGAAUCGCUAACGGUUUCAAUGAUCAUUUUUAAAAGAGUUUCUAUUUGAAAACAAUGACUUUAUUCGUUCAGACCGAUGAGGAUUUAUGCAUUGUUUGAGAUAAACGUCUCCGGGUACGUUUUCGGGGAACGUUUGUGAUAUUUUCCCAUAAUGGGAAAUAUAUUAGAGAUGCUUUUAUAGGAAUAUAUAUUUUACAUUUUUACGGAUAUAUAUACAUGUAUACAUAUAUAUAUACCAUGUAUUCCGUACCAAUAUCCUUCUGUGAAGUCCAGUUUUGCCUUACUUUUACAUGUACCUACGCUUUCACCCGGUGAUAGAUUUAGAUAUAUAUUUACGCAAAUGAUAUUUUAUAUUCGAAACUAACACAACCGCAACGGCGUGGCACGGCGCCCUCUGAUACGACUACGACAACGUAUUUUAGCGCGAUUAAUCAAUUUCUGCCGAGGUGGUAGUCCCUUAAAUUUUUGGUGCUCCAUGGACACCGUUAAGUGCACUUUUCAUGAAAAAAUGGCCUAGAGUAAGAGAUAGUAAGAUUGCUGUGCGGAAGUGUUUGAUAAUAAUAAGAAAUGCGUUAUACGAAGAAUAUUGAUCGUGAAUUAUUUAAAGAGGUAAUAUAAUGGGGUGAAAUGGUGGCAGGAGCGCAUUAUUUGAGCACGCGAAUAAUGUCAGACGUGCUGCGAUUUUAAUCGGCCUGGUUUGGUACAAAGCGCGUACGCUGAGUUGUAAAAAGUUAUGAAAAACGAGGGAAAACGGAAACCUGUUCUGGUCACGUGAAAUUGCCAUUUUUUAGAUAUUUUGUGAAUCUUUUUUUUAAUAUAAUUACCGAUAUAAUUAAUAACUAUAAUUAUAUUCGAGGAUGAAUAUUGUUAAUAUAAUGAUAAUUAAUUUUAAUCUGUACAUGAAAAGUAAUACGACUAGUAAGGAUGGUAACUUACUUGAAAAUAUAACAAUGUUAGAUAUUUUAUUGAUAUUUAUUGAUUAUGAACGAGACGGUAUUAGGGUUGACGAAAAAGUACUAACGUAAAAAAAAAAGGAACGAUUUAGAAUCGGUGCACAUAUAUGGUAGUCACAUUGAUUGACGCGGAUAUAUACAAGGAUCAAAUCCUUUCUUUUCUUUCUAGCAAGCAAGCAAGCGUGUAUCUUCGAUUCGAUUACAGAGCCUCCUGGAUCGUUACGCUACGAACGUCAGAAUUAAUUUGGGCUUUACAAAGUGUAUACUCCGUAGGCAUUGCAUACCAUGUAAUCCGAUUUUUACAUCGCUAUGUAUUAUGAUUGUAAGCUGUAAGCUAUCCAUUAUCGUCCGAUUUCAUUUUUACACUCGCGAAUAGGCUUCAAUUCUCGGUACAUCGUUCUCUUCUCAUUAUUCGUUAUCACUGACGACUUUUGUAAAGUACCCACGCGAGUACUUCGGUAAAAAGGUAACAGUUUGAGCGUGCGCUUGUAGCUGGACACAAAAAGCGAGAGAGAGAGAGAGGGGGAGAGAGAGAGAGAGAGAGAGAGAGAGAGAGAGAGAGAGAGAGAGAGAGAGAGAGAGAGAGAUUUUUACUUGUCUCCCGAUAAUCCUUGCCUGUUGAAUACGGACGAAUAUCUAUCGGGUGCUUUCUGGAACAUACUCUGUGUCUUUUUGAACUACUCUUUAAACUGCGUGGAAAGGGCGUACGACCCACCUUAGUAUUACGCAUACAGCCUUCAUUAUUAUUAUUAUCGCUAUUAAUUAUAAUCUAUACACACAUAUAAAAAAAAGAAGGGGAAAGAAAGAGAAAGCAUACAUCACUACUCAAGUCACUCGUAUAUUUGGGCACACUUAAGCACAGUUUGUUUACUACACCCAUCAGCACCUUUCAAAAAUAACGCUGCGUGUAAAAAAAAGAAAAAAAAGGCGACGAACAAACAUCCGAAGAACGGUACGACGAAUAAACGUGUAGUCUAACAAUAAUUAAAGCAAAAAAAUCAUACUAUAAUGUAUAGAUGUAAUAGGUAGAUCGUUUCUCUCCAACUUUUACGCAUGUUUUACCUCUCGACAAACGGACUCGCUCCGAACGGCGAUUCGUACGGAUGAUCGCGCUGUCUCAGCGUUGCGUUUGAAAUUGCGAGUGAUUAAGUUAUUUCGCGGAAACGACGAGCUCGCGGUAUUACCGCGUUCUCGGGACGCGACGCGGUUUCGGCGCAUCGUCACGCUAAUUGCGAUCUCUUCACAACCAGGAAUUUCGUCUCAUCGCGCACUUUAGAUCUACUUCUUUUUUUCUCGAGAGAAGGAUAAGCUGAGAGGAUGAAAAUAUUAUUCUCACGAUUCUAAGGGAUUAGAGGAGAAGGAGGAUGAAACAAAAUCGAUAAAAUGUAAAACGCUUCUUAAGGACGUGUAUAAAAACUACUAUUCUAACGUUUAAACAGAGUGUAGAAUUUUGAAAUAUUGUACUUGUUUAAAAAGAAAAGUAAGAGGGAAGGAUGAACAACAAUCGAUAAACUCGGUACGACGGUGCGAAAGGGAAAAAGAAAAAUUGAAAAAAUUGUCUGUGAUUAUCAGUCAUAAUUAAUAAUCUUUAGGUCGACAUAUUUUUUAGAGAAUAUUUUUUAGGAAAUUACAAAAUUUAUGAUAUAUCCCUAUUAUUGAUAUGAUAUUGGAUCAGACACGCGCUAUACGCAUAAUAAUAUUAAAAGUGAAAUUGAGGAAACAAAAA
Molecule: messenger RNA, 14378 nt
Organism: Vollenhovia emeryi
Lineage: Eukaryota; Metazoa; Arthropoda; Insecta; Hymenoptera; Formicidae
Gene: trx
Product: histone-lysine N-methyltransferase trithorax
Exons: 10
Coding region: 227-10399 (3390 amino acids)
Biological process (GO): positive regulation of DNA-templated transcription
Cellular component (GO): nucleus; histone methyltransferase complex
Molecular function (GO): DNA-binding transcription factor activity; histone H3K4 methyltransferase activity; protein binding
Source: RefSeq, a predicted model, not a curated record